GAAUCUUUUCUGUUUCACCUACACAUAAGCUUGAUUUAUUCCCGCCAACAUGCAAAAUCAGCGAGCCAAAACUCUAGGGUUUGUGAAUUUUCACUCACAGUCACAAGCACAAACCGAAACCACAACUUAUCAGUAGCAGUGGUGUCAGACUAACAGCUGAACCAUUUCCAUGGCGGAGCUUACUCAGAUCGCCGAUCUUCUCAACCAGACACUCAGCCCCGAUGCCAACGCCGUUCGUGCCGCCACCGAUGCUCUCGAUCGACUCUGCCUCACUUCUAACUUCCCCUUCUACCUCCUUUCAAUUUCAACUCGAGGAGAAGAUCAAGGUCAGAAGGUUGCUGCUGCUACUUACCUGAAGAAUUUCACGCGCCGGAACAUGGAUAGCAGUAGCGCGGCCACGAUUUCUAGUGUCGGCAAGGAGUUCAAGGAGCAGCUGAUGCAAGCUCUGCUUCAGGCCGAGUUCCACAUUCUGAAGAUUUUGGUUGAAGUGUUCCAGUCGGUUGCGGUUGCUGAGUUUGUUAAGCAGAAUUCGUGGCCGGAGCUUGUGCCUUAUCUGCAGUCUGCUAUUCAGAAUAGCAAUCUCAUCAAUGGUUCAAGCUCUGCAUGUAGCACAAUCAAUGCACUUGUAGUUCUUCAUGCUCUUCUUAGACCUUUUCAGUAUUUUUUGAAUCCUAAAGUACCAAAGGAGCCUGUACCACUGCAGCUGGAGCUUAUAGCGAAAGAAAUUCUUGUGCCUUUGCUUUCUAUAUUUCAUCAGUUUGUUGGAAAGGCUUUAGCUACCCUUGACAGAGCAGAAAUAGAAACUGAGAAAGUUCUUCUCACUGUAUGCAAAUGCCUACAUUUUGCAGUAAAGUCUUACAUGCCUCCGACUUUAAUUCCUCUUCUUCCUUCAUUCUGUUGUGACUUGAUUGCCAUUCUGGGUUCGUUGAGAUUUGAUGAUCCGGUAGCUGAAGAAGAUGUAUAUUUCACAAGAUUGAAGACUGGAAAAAGAAGUCUGCUUAUUUUUUCUGCACUUGUCACUAGGCACAGAAAACAUUCUGAUAAGUUGAUGCCACAAAUGAUAAGUUGUGUUCUUAACAUUGUCAAAUAUAGCAAAAAUACCAGUAAACUUCCUUUCCUGUCUGAGAGGGUUCUUUCUUUAGGUUUUGAUGUAAUUUCAAAUGUACUGGAGACUGGACCGGGAUGGCGGUUAGUUUCUCCACAUUUUACAACUCUAUUGGAAUCUGCAAUUUUUCCAGCAUUAGUAAUGAAUGAGAAGGAUAUAUCAGAGUGGGAAGAAGACGCAGAUGAGUAUAUACGGAAGAAUCUUCCUUCAGACAUUGACGAAAUUUCUGGAUGGAGAGAUGAUUUAUUCACUGCCAGAAAAAGUGCAAUAAACUUGCUUGGUGUAAUCUCGAUGUCAAAGGGGCCACCUACGGAGAGUGCUGCUGAUGCUUUAUCAGCUUCAGCCAAGCGUAAGAAAGGCCAAAAGAACAAAAAAAGCAAUCAACGGCGCUCCAUGGGGGAGUUGUUGGUGCUUCCAUUCUUGUCAAAGUUUCCAAUUCCUUCUGAUUCUGAUGUGUCUCAAAAGCAAAUUCUGAACAAUUACUUUGGUGUUCUGAUGGCAUAUGGUGGCCUACAAGAUUUUCUGAGGGAGCAAGAACCUGGAUAUGUAACAGCUCUGCUUCGCACAAGGAUUUUGCCACUGUAUGCAAUAGCUGCCUUGGUGCCAUACCUGGUUGCAAGUGCAAACUGGGUACUAGGAGAACUAGGCUCCUGUCUACCUGAAGAGAUGAGCGCUGCUGUAUAUUCUCAAUUGCUUAUGGCAUUGGUCAUGCCAGAUAAGCAGGAUAUGUCUUGCUACCCUGUCCGGAUUUCUUCUGCUGGGGCAAUUACGACACUACUUGAUAAUGAAUACAUGCCCCCUGAUUUUCUACCCAUAGUUCAAGUAAUCAUUGGCAACAUUGGAAAUGAUGAGAGUGAGAGCUCCAUCUUAUUACAACUUCUCAGUUCUGUCAUGGAAGCUGGAGAUGAGGAAUUAGCUAUCCAUAUCCCACAUAUUGUCUCAUCAUUAGUUGGUCCCAUCUCAAAGUGGUUAACACCUAAUCCGGAGCCUUGGCCUCAAGUGGUUGAGCGUGCAAUUGCUGCUCUAGCAGUUAUUGGUCAGACUUGGGAGGACUGCAGACGUGAAGAAUCUGAGUCAAUUGAUUCUCUUGAGAUGUGGGAUGCUGGACAAGCCUCUAUUGGUAGAAGUUUUGCUGCACUGUUGCAGCAGGCUUGGCUUACUCCGCUGUCCACACUGGAUCAGCAUUCUCCCCCUUCAUCAUGCAUAGAAGAUUCCUCAACUAUGCUAAAGUCUGUCAUGCUGUCUAUUAAUGGAAAUGACAUGAUUGAAGAGCUUAAAGUGUCAGAGCUGCUGUUGGUUUGGGCUGAAAUGAUUGCAGAGUGGCAUGCAUGGGAAGAAUCAGAGGAUUUGUCCAUUUUUGAUGUGAUUAAGGAAGCUGUGUAUUUAGCUCGUAAGUAUAGGCUGAAAAACUUCAUUGUGAAAGAUAUGCCAUCUCCUCCAGCACCCCCUGUGCCUGAACGUUCAAUCAUAGAAGGCAUUGGCACUUUCAUCAGCGAGGCCAUUAAGCAAUAUCCAUCUGCAACAUUGAGAGCUUGUUCAUGUGUGCAUAUAUUACUACAUUGUCCAACCUACUCACUUGAAACUGAAGGUGUAAAGCAGUCAUUGGCUAUUUCUUUUAGUCGAGCAGCCUUCUCUCGCUUUAGAGAAGUUAAGGGCAAUCCUGGCUCACUUUGGAAGCCUCUAUUGCUUGCUAUAUCUUCAUGCUAUUUGUGUUAUCCCGAUAUUGUUGAAGGUGUUCUGGAGAAGAGUGAAGAGGGAGGCCUCAAAAUUUGGGCAUCUUCUUUGUGUCAUCUAUCCAAUAGCUCCUUUGAGGCAGGUCUGACAGCCGAGUCCGAGAUGAAGUUGAUUGUGAUGACGCUGGCCCAAUUGAUUGAGCAACUACUGAGAAAAGGGAAGUCAGGUGUUGAUUCAAUUCAAAGCUGCUUUACUUUUCUGUUGGAAGUAUUUAUACGACUGAAAGAGGUGCGUGACGGGAAAGAAGAUGACCCAGAGGAAGAAGUGGCUGAAAAUGAUGAGGAAAACAAUGAGGAUGAGGCCAGUGAUGAUGAUGACUCUGAAGAUUAUGAUGAGGACUCUGAUGUUGAGGAAUACGAAGAAACAGAAGAAGAAUUUCUUGAUAGGUAUGCUAAAGCUGCUGAGGCAUUAGAAAAUGGUUCAACUAUUGAAGAGGGGGAUGAUGAAGAUCAAGAAGUGGAGAUGGAAUUAGGUCCAUUAGGUGAUGUUGAUGAGCACGACAUUGUGUUAUCCUUGAUAGACAAAUAUCGGCAUAUACUCAUAGAUGGACAAAGUUUGCCCUCGAAUGUGAUCGUGAAUUUUCUGAAUGCCUUCCCUGAAUUUAGUUUGUAUUUCCAGCAAUAUAGAUAACUGAGAUAAGUAUGGUUUGUAUCAUGUGUUGCUGUUGUGUGUAAAUGAAUUUCUUCUUAAGAAAAGUCAGGGUUUUGAACUGUGUUGUAUAAAAUACGUUACAAUUUUAUUUAUAUUAUUAUUCGUAUAAUUAUUCCUUUAACUGGGGAAAAGGGCAGCGGGCUAUUUACCAUGUCCAGAUUUGAGAGUCGAAGCAUCCAGCAAUUGGAAAACGUAUAUUAUUGAAGAAAAUUUCCUCUUUUGUGUA
Arachis duranensis is the source of this 3716-nucleotide messenger RNA. Its product is annotated as importin beta-like SAD2 homolog. Gene Ontology annotation, biological process: protein import into nucleus. The transcript has 21 exons. Lineage: Eukaryota; Viridiplantae; Streptophyta; Magnoliopsida; Fabales; Fabaceae. Gene Ontology annotation, molecular function: small GTPase binding. The record is from RefSeq and is a predicted model, not a curated record. The coding region runs from base 170 to 3469 and encodes 1099 amino acids. Gene Ontology annotation, cellular component: cytosol; nuclear envelope.